CUUCAUUCUUUUGAAGACAAGCAACAUGAAGUUGAAAUCCCUUCUCCGACACAGAAAGAGAAAGAGAAAAAGAAGAGGCCAAUGUCCCAGAUCAGUGGAGUCAAAAAACUGAUGCACAGCUCCAGCCUAACUAAUUCCAGUAUUCCCAGAUUUGGAGUUAAAACAGACCAAGAAGAUGUUCUUGCCAAGGAACUAGAAGAUGUGAACAAAUGGGGCCUUCAGGUUUUCAGAGUAGCAGAGUUGUCUGGAAACAGACCUUUGACAGUCAUCAUGCACACUAUUUUUCAGGAACGGGACUUACUGAAAACAUUUAAGAUUCCAGUAGACACUUUAAUAACUUACUUGAUGACCCUGGAAGACCAUUACCAUGCAGAUGUGGCAUAUCACAAUAACAUACAUGCUGCAGAUGUUGUUCAGUCAACCCAUGUCCUGCUGUCAACCCCGGCAUUAGAGGCAGUGUUCACUGAUUUGGAGAUACUUGCAGCAAUUUUUGCCAGUGCAAUACAUGAUGUAGAUCAUCCUGGGGUUUCAAACCAGUUUCUUAUCAACACAAAUUCUGAACUCGCCUUGAUGUACAAUGACUCAUCAGUACUUGAGAAUCAUCACUUAGCUGUGGGCUUCAAGCUGCUGCAGGAAGAAAAUUGUGACAUUUUCCAGAAUUUGACCAAAAAACAGAGGCAAUCAUUGAGGAAAAUGGUCAUUGACAUUGUACUUGCAACAGACAUGUCUAAGCAUAUGAACCUAUUAGCUGAUUUAAAAACUAUGGUUGAAACCAAAAAAGUGACCAGUUCUGGUGUCCUACUUCUUGAUAACUAUUCAGACAGGAUUCAGGUUCUUCAGAAUAUGGUGCACUGUGCAGAUCUAAGCAAUCCAACCAAGCCACUCCAUCUCUACCGCCAAUGGACAGACCGAAUAAUGGAGGAAUUUUUCCGUCAGGGAGAUCGGGAAAGAGAGAGAGGAAUGGAGAUAAGUCCCAUGUGUGAUAAGCACAAUGCAUCUGUAGAAAAAUCACAGGUGGGUUUUAUAGACUACAUUGUUCAUCCUCUGUGGGAGACAUGGGCAGAUCUUGUUCACCCGGACGCCCAGGAUAUCUUAGAUACACUGGAGGACAAUCGAGAAUGGUACCAGAGCACAAUCCCUCAAAGUCCCUCUCCUGCACCUGAUGACCAGGAGGAGGGUAGGCAGGGCCAAACCGAAAAAUUCCAGUUUGAACUAACACUGGAAGAAGAUGGUGAGUCAGACACCGAAAAGGACAGUGGAAGUCAAGUAGAAGAAGACACCAGCUGCAGUGACUCCAAGACACUUUGCACCCAAGAUUCAGAAUCCACCGAAAUCCCUCUUGAUGAGCAAGUAGGGGAAGAAGUAGUGGAAGAGGAGAACCAGACAGAACCUUGUGUGGUAGAAGACCAUUCUCCUGACACGUAACAAUGAAGACGCAGUCUCUUUCUCUUUUGCCCUCUCCUUUUCUUUUCCUCUUUCUCUCUGUCUUUUUUUUUUGUUUCGUUUUGGUUUUGGUUUUGUUAGGUAAUGGUUUCCAAAGUGUAUGUCGGAUGCUACAACCAUGGUCACAACUCACUGUCAUCUGCCAGGACGUUUGUUGAUCAAAACUGACCUUGAUGACUCAGUUUGGCACUCAGGAAUAUUGUAACCAGAAUUUUCACCUCCAUGGCAUCAGAAAGCAGAGGGGAGAACAUCCAUGAACUACACUUUAAUAAGGUCUCCAUUUGGCAGAUUUGAAUAAAUAAAGCAGAUGUUUUCAGAGCAGUACCACCUGCCAACCGAAUGCUGGUAUGCUUUGGUAGGUUUUGAAUUCAUUUUAUUUCACAAGUAAAGCAUUGGAUAAUGUUCAUCAUGAGAGGAAACAGACAGAAAAUAAACUGAGGUUCCUACUGGAAAACAAAUGCACAUAAGUGAUGGGACACAACACGAUUCUGUUACCAAUAGGAAGAUGAGCUGUGGAAAUUACAUAAUUUUCUUAUUUCAAGUCUUCCUGAUACGUGACUGAAAAUAGUGCGACCCAGUGGGUUGCACCAACCUCUGCAUUUUGUAUAAUAUGUAAGAGAGAGAUCUUUUGUAGAGCUUACUUUUAUUAUUAAAUGUACUGAGGUAUU
Messenger RNA from Tauraco erythrolophus (red-crested turaco), 2111 nucleotides. The record is from RefSeq and is a predicted model, not a curated record. Lineage: Eukaryota; Metazoa; Chordata; Aves; Musophagiformes; Musophagidae.